Molecule: messenger RNA, 7979 nt
Organism: Zootermopsis nevadensis
Lineage: Eukaryota; Metazoa; Arthropoda; Insecta; Blattodea; Termopsidae
Product: zinc finger protein basonuclin-2
Biological process (GO): regulation of DNA-templated transcription
Cellular component (GO): nucleus
Source: RefSeq, a predicted model, not a curated record
GAAGAAGAAAUCCUCACAUUCUUGUAAUUUGUAUCUUUUGUCUAUUGACGUUGAGGAACCACACAUUCAAAUGUAUCUUUUGACGCGUAUAAAACAUGACCACGUUAUGCUACAAGUUCGGUUAAACUCGGAUUUGCUCGGGUAAUCUCGGACCGAGGAUAAAUUCCCAAUAGGAGUACGGAAAAUAGUGAACCUCAUGGCUUGUACAGUCGCCCCCACCUACAGCUGCAGUACGUAUUAUGCACAGCGGAUUCGAUGUAGACUAGAUAGGUUAUUGCAUGCAUCUCUUAAACUGCUUUUCCGCUCGUUGGGAGAAAUCCGACAGCCAGGAUGGCAAUGACAUGGCAAAGAUAUCUCCAGGUGUUUUCUUAAAAGAUUCAGACGUAUCGCUGAAUGGAUUUCGGCAGUCUUUGGCUUGGGACCCGAAGUUUCGGCUGCGAGAUCUGGCAGCAGUCACCUCUAACUGGUGCAGUGUCACUUCAUACUCAUGUGAAAUGUGUGCAAUUUUUUUAUUAAUCGAAAGUUUUUAUACUCUAAUGUGCUGUGAAAAUAAACUAUAUCUCGUGUGCAAUAUACCUCCGAUAUACUACUGUGUGUACUGAAAGUGAAGUGUAAUAAUACUUACAAAAUUUAUAUUUUGGAACAGCUAACAAAAAAAAAAAUUGUCAAAUUCGAAAUCCAGUUAUUUCGAACAUGUGUCACAGCAUAUGUCUAGUGAACGGUGGCAUAUUUUAAAAUACGUAAUUUAUAAAUAAAUAAUAUUUGGCUAAUGAAACCAGUAACAGCGUGAUACACUCAAAUAUCUCAUCCAAAAAUCUUCAUUGAACAAAAAGAAAUACGUAAACCGUAAUGUGUGUACGAAAAUGUUUUGGAUCAUUAAGUGUACUUUUGUGGUCGCCAUGAAAGAUAAAACAUGAUGUCUUGAAACAGUGUUUACUACAGAAGUGUUUUUAUUCGUCUAAACGUUAUCAGUGAUAAAACCCAGAAGAUACGUGGCGCCAUAUCACACCGCCCCCUUACCAACACCACAUGUCCAUCAAUGAUACUAAUGCAAAACAACAUAACUUUGGGUGCCCCGGGCCCAGGGCAGCAGCUAGGGCCCCAACACCACCACCACCAACGUGUAUGUCACCAGCAGCAACAGCAUCAGCGGAUGAUGUGUGAGCGGUUUCCAGCGCCGCCUCCACCGCCCCCAACACAGCCCUCUCGCCUCGCUCCGCUCAACUGGGCUUCGGUUGCUUCGUGGUUUUUUCGCCCCGACUCUUCACCACUCACCUGCACCACUACAAACACCAACACUACAACUACCGGUAGUUCCUGCACAACCAGAACUACCAAUAUCAUCACCAGUAGGUCACCCGGUGAUCCCGCAACCAUCGGCGAAAGGCAUUUCGCCCUUGCGCCAACCAUUUGCACGGCUAUCCGGUGCACGGUUCCGAGCUGCUCGUGUGAAUGCUUCACGCCAGGCAAGAUGAAUAUACGCUACUGUGACACGUGCAACCACAGCUGGGUCCCACACGCCCUGGACAAGUUGGGGUUCCGGCACUUGUUCGGGCAGAGUCCUGUGGAGCCUGUACAGCCGAACGUGGCAUUCGACAUCGCUAGUCUAGUUCUGUACGGCUGCCAAGCGCUACCGAUCCGGCUCAAGAUUCUUCUGGACAGGCUUUUCUCUGUCCUUCAGCGCGAAGAGGUCCUUCAGGUUCUGCACGGUUUUGGCUGGACGCACGAGGAUUAUGCUCGGGGUUACAUUCUUCAGGAACCCCAUGGAAGCGUGCUUGAUCGGUGGAAUAUCUGUAGCCCAGAGGAGGAGCCCCUAGUCCUGCAGCAGUUCCUAAGGUUUGGCGAGACACGCGCAAUCACUCAGCAGCUGCUGCUGGCACAACAGGACAUAAAGCCGCCCCCGUCUACGUCGUGUUCGUCCUCCAGUGACAGCCGAAGUCUAGCGCCAGGCUCACAUCUACACCAGCUGAGAAUAGACUCUGACAUCAAGAAGUUCAUAGAAAGGACAAGCAGCCGCGUUGCACCCAGCAAACACCAGGACGGAGACGAGAGGGACAGAGAUCGAGAACGCGAGAAAGAUCGAGACAAAGAAAGAGAGAGGUCGUCCAAGACACUUCAGCACCUUGCGUUGCCGAGCCUGCAACAACACCCUCACAGAACUCACAAGCAGCGGACGUUAUCGCCUAACAGAAGACCAUCCCCGCCGACAACUGUAGCACACCAUCAUCACACAUCACAUCAUCCCCACCCCCUUCACCUUGGCCUUCACCAUCCCACGUCGCAUCCAACCCAUACAACUCUCCCAUCAUCUCGGCCACCUCCACCACCACCCAUGUCACCACUUCAGAAACAAGCUCCUAUCAAUCUGUUGAAACUGCCCCCCGGAGCACUCCCAGCCACAAACGGGCCAUGCAAAACUUCCUCACCUCCUAGUAGCAUCAGUAGCAGUCCUCUCAGCGUAUCACCGCUCAACCGCCUGCAGAGUAUGCAACCCUUCGAUUUUCGGAAGAUCGGUGGUUUCCCUGGGGGAAUAAGUGGUGUCCCGCGAGGUGGAAGCGGAAGUCCAGAAAUUCAACACCCGCAGGUGCGGAGAAGAAUAUCGGAAACGUCGGACACCAGUCCACCGGGUCUAAUGAAUCUGAGCAUUACCAGUCCCUCCUCCCUUUGUUUACCACCACCUCCACCUCCUCCUCCGCCAAUACCGGCGAGUUCUGCGCCUCCCAUCAGUUUCUGCCACUCUGCAAUGGCAGCAGCAGUUGCUUCAGCAGGUCCUCUGGCGGCAGCCAGUUUAGUAGCUUCAUCAUUGCCCGGCCUCAUUUCGUCUGUCACGACGCCAGGUAGCAAGUCUCCUUCAGCUAUGGUAACCGACUUCAUGAGUGGAGGAGGAAGCAGCGAAUUUGGAUCUGACGAAGAUGACGACGACGAAGAAAACUCGCACAGCGCACUUAAUUUGAGCAGAGAUGGUGCUUGUAUAAAGCCUAGGCAGCGCCACGGUCAUAUCCGAAAAGCUACGACACCUAUGAAAAGACAGUGGGGGUCUGGGACGGAGUUGCCUCUGAAUCUGGGGACACAGCUCAUUAACCCCACAACAGGGAAAAAGCGAGUGCAGUGCAAUGUGUGUCUCAAGACGUUCUGCGAUAAAGGCGCGUUGAAGAUACACUUCUCAGCCGUGCAUCUCCGCGAGAUGCAUAAGUGCACUGUGGAGGGCUGCAACAUGAUGUUUAGCUCGCGUCGAUCUCGCAAUCGACACAGUGCCAACCCCAAUCCUAAACUCCAUUCUCCCCACCUUCGUCGUAAGAUUUCUCCUCACGACGGUCGCAGUGCCCAGUCUCACCCCAUACUUAUCCCCCCACCUUCAGGACUAUCCCUCUCUGCUGCUGCAGCUGCAGCACUCAACCCCUUAUCGUUCAGUCCGUUUCCUCUCCUAACACCACCUCCUGAACUUCGACACCAAACUGCUCAUUCGGCCCUUUCAUCACUUGACCCCAAGCAGAGCCUCGACCUCAGCAUGCACAGGUAUGACGAACACCGCAAGAUGGACAUCUGUAACAAUACGACAUCAUCCGACGAGGCACCAAUGGCUAUGAAUUUAAACAAUCACCACACUGAUGACGAUAAUGAUGACGCUUAUGACGACGAUGAAGAUGGCAUCGUGGUUGAUGGCGGUGCGGAUGACGAUGAACCGGAAGGGAAUGAAGAGAGGGGAGAAAAUGGCAGCCCGGAGAAGGAUGACGAAUGUGGGACUCUGGUAAAACGAGUAAAAUUAUCUGAAUCUGAUUUGGACGAAAUUACUAGUAAUUUGGACAGCAAUGAAGACUCUCUCAGUGUUGUUGAUACUCACAGCCUAAAGGAGGAAAACGGGACCGAAUGUGCUGUUUUCACUUCCAAAAACGUUAGAAAACGAAAGAACCAAAAUCCUACUCGUUGCGCUAUACCAUCCAUUUUGGGACAUAAUGAUCUCCUGUCAGAUGAAGAUUCGUCAAGUGACGUAGUGUUUGCUGCUGCAACGCCCGAGGAAAAUGCUACUGAUAUUCAACAGUGUAUACCAGUUGAACAGCAGCAACAUCAAAGCCAGCAACAGCAGAAGUCACCUCAAAGUCAGUGUCUGCAUCAGUCCGAUGUGGAUGUUGCUCCGGUGAGCAGCAAUACAGUCACAGGCGAUAAAGAAAUUGUCGACGUGGAUAUGGAAGAAGACGUGCCGGACGCGGAGCCUGCUGAAGGAAACAACCAGAUGGAUGAAGUGCGUGAUGAGGUUAAUGAGAAAGAAAAGAGUGAAGUAAAACUUGAAGGACAAGAACGAAUAGAGGAAACUGAUAGAGACGAUUCUAGUGAAAUUAAAACAAGUUUAACUCCUCUCAUUCCAGCCGACAAGUUGAAGAAAGAGAAGUCGCAGCUGGAAAGGACUGAAGGUGAGGAGGAUUCCGCCGCGGCUUCAACGACGGUAGGUGAAGAUGAGCAGAAGGCAACGAGAGCUCCGAGUUCGGCUGGAAGCCACAACAGCGACGAGUCUCUGGACUCAUCGCAUGCUCUACGGCAGUUGGAGAGUCUGUCACACGGCCACUUCGGCGACUUGAUGCGGGGUGGCGGUCUCAACUUGGGGCAAUCCGCCUCGCCUCUCCUGCACUCCCAACACCAGUUCCCUUCCUUGGGCUUCAUGAUGGGAACAGGUCCUCCAAGUCCCGAAGGUUCUUCCAUCACGUCUAAUGGCCCCGAUUCACCUUCAGAAGACAACAGCCAGAACAUGUUUUUCCAUGAUUCUGGUGGUUUUAUUGGAAACUUGGAUGUACCCAUUGAUAAAGAUAACCCACGCCGUUGUACCGCUUGUGGUAAAAUAUUUCAAAACCAUUUUGGAGUGAAGACACAUUUUCAAAAUGUUCAUCUGAAACUCAUGCAUAAAUGCACAGUCGAAGGUUGUAACGCUGCGUUUCCGUCGAAGCGGAGUCGUGACCGUCACAGCGCUAACCUUAAUUUGCACCGUAAGCUUCUGUCCACUUCAUCAUCAGACAAAUCUGGUGGAGGACUGUUCCUAGACAAAUCUCCAUUUUCAUCCUUGGCAGGCAGCCCUUCUUUACACAGUGAGUUCCUUGCCCGCUUAUAUGCAGAAUCUCAAACCCUUCCCAUGAGCCUUGAAGCUUUCAAGAAUCUUCCCCAUUCUCAUCCUCACCUUGGACCUCCCCCAACACCGGGAAGCUUAGCAGAACAGAUGCUCAUAAACGGUGAACGAAUACCACCCCCACAUCCAUCGCUUUUAUUGCCUCCUUUGGGCAGUCUUGCCAGUUUUCCUGGUCUGAACAACUUUACCAGUCAUCUGUCAUCUCCGGCUGCUGUACUAUCUGCAAGCGUGAAUGGAACAACUUCUUUAAGUGAAAGGAAAGGUCGAUCAUCAGGAUCGAACUCCCCAAGUUCUCCGUCUUCGCCUCCAGCAGAUCGCGUGGUCAUUUCGCCGAAUUCGGUGCCAGGCAGUGCACAGUUGUCACUCGUGUACAGUGUCGAGGAGGACAUGCCAAUGCCGGAUCACGAAGGAUUCCUACCCUGCACCUUUUGUCGGAAGUCGCUGGCCGACACUGCAGCGCUCAAAGAGCAUUAUGAACAGCUUCACUUGGGAGAGAUGUAUCGCUGCACUGUGCCGGGCUGUGACAAAGUGUUUAGCUCCCGGAGCAAACGGAACCUACACAGCGAUAACGAAGCAUUACACAAAGCGACCCAACAGCGCACAUUAGCGAACGAUAACUGCUCGUGACACAGCGGGGCGUUCCUCCACCGCUAUAACUCCCUGGUGCCAGCGUGGUGGUAGGCAAACUAUUUUGUAGACUGAAGCGUUUUAAUUUAAAUCUAUGUAUUAAUAUUUAGGCAGAAGACCACCAACCAGUAUGUUAAAACUGAUCGAUCAAUGUAGCAAGUGAAACGUUUGAUCACCUUAAAUGUGAUAAUACGCCAUGCAUCUAAGAUAAAAAUGUUCACUUUCCCUAUCCGUUUCGGUGUAAGGAACUACUUAAAAGUAUUGUGCUAAAAAGCAGAACAUUUACAAUAAACAGAUUCUUCUUGCAAAAUAUCUUAAAUAGGAAAAAGGGCAAUUAAACAGGAGUGGAAGACAUUGUCUUCUAUUCUAACACUCAGCUAGAAUGAAUUUUUAAUGUAUGUAUGAAAUAAAGCUGUUUUGGUUAAAUCUUAGAAUUCCUCUUUGUGUACGAAAUCAGGUGUUACAUGCAGUAAGGUAAAUUUCAGAGCUUCUUAGAACCAAAUUCCAAGAUAUAAUUCAGUAGCUGGUAGCUGGUGACGGUUGGUAGGCGAACGUAAUGUUAUCACAAAUUUGUGAAAUAGAAGCAAAGUGAAACACGGGACUGUGCAACCAAAAUGUGUCACACUGCCACUGAAAGAAUACACAUCCCUUAUGUAAGAGAAUGCCAUAAUUGACGGGAAUUGGUUCACUGUAAAAAUUAAUAUAUGACAGCUGUGAUUGACUGCCUGUAUAAUGUAUUAACAAUUUACCAUACUCACAAACUUGCGCAUUAUCCGAGAUGUAUGAUAAUAAAAUACCAAGUGCAAUAAGUCAUAUGUGAGGGAACUGCAUCAUUGUAGAGGAAUGUCAUGAUGUUUAUAGUGACAUGAACUCUGGUGCGUGCCUACAUUUUCCUGUUGUGUGCAUAAGACAAACUCUGUACCGAGUUGAUUAUUGUUAUCUUGAAGAAGUACAGUGCUGGUAAACUGGAAACACUUUAUAAACACUCUCAAUGACGAAACCUAUAGACAAAUUUAAUCUUUUAUAUGUGUAUAGGUGUACAGAUAGGCCACAAUUUCGAAUUGGGAAAAUGCUGAUGAAUGUUUUCCACGCACUAAAAUGUUUGUGUAAUAUUGAUGAGAUGGAUGUCUAUCUUAUUGCUUUGUAUACGACUAGUUAUACUGAAGGAAAUAUCUGAUUUUUUGCCUCUAAGAGUAAAUAAAAUUAGUCUAAUGAUGUAAAGUUCUGUACCACUCCAGUAAAAAUACCUUGUCAUUAAAAAGAUGACUACUGUUCAAGUUCAAACUAUGCUCACGCACGUAAAUUUUAAUUUGAAAAUGACGUCAACCACAAAAGUACUGAACAAUGAUUUUAUUUUAUUAGUACAUCGUAGUGUGUAUUGAUGAACUACUCGGUCCACAGCCGCAGAUACAGAUUAUGCAGUGUGUUACUUCAAUGUGAAUGAAUAUAAAACCUCGCUUUUAAUUAUUUUGUAUUUAUUCCCCACUAUGUAGUUAAGUUUUCAAAAACAGGGUUUACAUAUUUCACCAGUUGUGAGGGGAUAACACGUCACAUAGAAUAUUUUCACACAACAAGAAGGCAAAAGCCAGUGCAAUAUGAAACUCUGUUUCAAACAAAAUAUUCCUGAUGCCUAAAUGCUUUCAACAACACGACUGACCCUUCCUGUUUCGGAGCCACUGAAACCUCUAAGACAGUUAACCUAAAAUUAUUUUCAAUACGGUUACUGUUUCCAUAAGAUUAACGUGGGCCUACAACAUUAUUCUUGUCUGUACUCUUCAAUUCAUAUCCGGAAAAUGUCGUUAGUAACACAAAUUGUGGUUAUCACAAACCGAGGAGUUACAUGGUCUAGAUUCAGAAUCAAUAAACUUAAGAAACCUUGCCCCUUAAAUUGAUCACUUCCCUUCCCUAUUGAUACAAGUUUGAACAUCUUUCUACAAAACCAUCUGAUAAAAAGUGUUUUUAUACUUUAACUUUCCGAAAACAACAAACAUUCACUCACAAUACUUUUCUUACGUAUUUUAUUUCACUUGAAAAUCAUCAAAUUGGUAUAGAGUUUCAAGUAUUUUACAUUAUACGUCCUGCCAAAUGCAAUAGCACAAUAUGGUCUGCAAACACCGUGUUCUUUAGCAGGCUUAUACAGAAUUCAAUGAGUCAGGCAGUGUUCUUAAAAAUAUAAUUUGUUAAUAUUUAAACGUUAAACACAGUUGACUAGUGGCAAACCUGCGAGAGAUUUUGUUUA